CUUGCGGAUGGACAAGCGUCUCUAGGUGCUGUGUAUAAUCAGAUAGAUUUGUUUUUUGUCCAGUUACUUCCUGCGGCAGUUACAGUUGUAGAGCCUUCAGAGCCUCCAGCUACCGUGUAACAUUGAUUCGCGUGAUCGGACACUUACAGGAUCAAAGGAGAGGACAGGUAAUAAAGGGGAAGUGAAAAGUACACGCUGCUUUACCUGGAAUCAGCACUGUCCCUGAUCUUUAUUCCCAACAUCCCGACCUUUUGACCAUGGCGCCCAAUGUCCUCGACGAUAGAGGCCUUGCUCGGAAGCGAAUGUGAGUCCCUCUUCACGGUGCCUAGAUGCGUGAUGUCACCUUCUCACAGAACUCCCUCUGUUUUCCAGCGAUGACUGGCCGGACCACAGCGAGCUUUACAGGCCUUCACUACCGUCUACAUGUGGUCCGUAUUCCGGCUCGGUUCGUUGGGUGCACGAAGGUUCGGAUAACAUGACUGGAACGUCAGAGGGGGGAUGCCAUAGUCAAGGAAAUGAGACAGUAUAUGGGCGGAAUCGAAAAGAAUUCUUCCUGGAUUUCAGCAACCACUCAACGUCCAAAUCUCCCCUUGAACCGGGUUACGAAUCCGAUUUUCAUGCACAUCUUCCUCGCGGUCAACGUCGAAAUUCAUUCUCGCGAAGCUCCAGUCGCAAUAGCGGGUGUUCGAAUUCCUCAUCCGAGAUCAUUGUCCCAACUUACACCCUCCAGCCUGCAAGAUUCGACCCUCCUUCACGCUCAUUAUCGCCUCAUCAGUAUACAAACGCUUCCAGCAGUUCCCAUGAUUGCACUUCGUCAUCUGUCGACUACAGGAACGUGAUAUCACGCGCGAACAGUCCCCAUUGUCCACUCUCUGGAUCGAGUCAUACAUCCUUCCCUCUUCCCAAGUCGAGCUUUCCUCAGGGCUACAAUACUUCCUUUGAAAGAGGGACUCGCCACUCACACGCAGAUGGAGAAGCUCAAGAACGUUGCAAGAAAGACGUUUGCUCUCCGCCCUUCAGUUUCAGCUUUCACCAAUUUCCUUCACCGCCAACCUACCCCCACCAAAUACCUCCCGUUCCACUGGCUUUAAGCCCAAAAGCUCGAGGAAAACAACGCGAAAUCGAUCCUGGCGACGAUACUGGUUACGAGAGUAGUGCUGCAGCAUUUGAACUGGCUGACCUUUGCUUGGAAAGUAACUUCGAUCACCCUCCUUACGGCACUGUAUCGUCCACAUACGAGGAAAUGGGCUUCUUGGAAUCUCCACCGGGGACAGCUCGUUCCGUCAGUUUCAAUUCACAGGCUUUCCAGAAUAGUAGUCAUGCACGACAAUUCAACUACAUUACGACGCAAGCAGCGUCACAUCCUCCACUGCCACGUAAUCCAGUAGUGCUCCCGGGCGGCUUCAUCCCGGGGCGGAACCCUCGCGGCAGGCCUAGAUCUACCAUGAUGAAGGAUGACGGUGAGGAGGAGGAGAAUGGUCUUCGAGAAAGUCGUAAAUCGAUUAAAAGUGCAAUCAAGAGACCUGCUCGAGAAUCGGAUGACGAUCCAGACGAGGACUGGGAACCUGAGGCAAGCUCGCCCCCAAGAGCCGAUGGUCUCCAAGAUGACCCUGCGGUAAAGAAGAAGCGAAAGACAAAUCGUUAUCCUUGUCCCAUUGGUGGGUGCAAGGAGACAUUCACCAGGAAGAAUGAUGUUCGCCGUCAUAUUCAGAAUGCAGCCGUGCAUCGUGGCUCGGUAGAAGCAAUUCAAUGGCAGAGUAAGGCCGGGACGAGAUGUACACUAUGCAAUGCAGAUCUCUCGCGUUCCGAUGCUCGUAUGCGACACGAACGCACUAGUGCUUGCGGCAAGCGUACAACCCAAAAAAUGAAGGACCAGAUGAUUGUAAUGAGAGUUUGAAAGGCAGGUCUCUUUUUCUUGUGGAUUCUUGUAGGAGUCAGGUAUACCUAAGCGUAGCUGUUGUAUCAUCGACCAAGACCUCCGGCCCUGCACCCUCUGCUCAUAUGAACGCGGGACCUUGAGCCGUCCCUUCUAAGGGAAAAAGAUACAUUUUCGGCGGGAAGUUGAUUUUAAACUAUUCAAGGCUCUCCGUUCUUCCUAUCAAUGCGUCUUAGGGUCAGGAUUAUAGGAUCACAGGACUCGCCACCGAAUAACGUUUGGGCGCCCAAGGCACGGGCAGUAUAAAUUAUGUUGUGUGGCGUUUGUUUACGUCGAGUCAUUCCGUUCUUCCGCCGUUUCACCCUUUCGGUCCUUCACUAUGAAAUCAUAGAAGACCCCUAUACCAUUGGUCAAUAUCACCGGCCAUAAAAGUACGAGGCAGAAAGGAUGGUGGACGGCACAUGUUUACAGCGCUCGAAAGCUACCCGCGGCCCAAGCAUAACUGUUGAUUGUUACUCUUGUCGGUACAUUUGUUGACGUUUCAGGAGACGGGAAGCAAGGAGGAUUGAAAAGCAAUAAGAGUCCGAUCGUCAGUUGAUUGUCAGGUUUCCAAGAACACGAGGAAUUGAUUGAGAAUAUUCUUCGUAAUUGCGUUUAUCGCCAGUCGACGUGGGUGACCGUCUCACGCGGACCAGAAGAUUAAGAUUACCGUGCAACCC
Marasmius oreades (fairy-ring Marasmius) is the source of this 2595-nucleotide messenger RNA. RefSeq lists its product as uncharacterized. The transcript is spliced from 3 exons. The record is from RefSeq and is a predicted model, not a curated record. Lineage: Eukaryota; Fungi; Basidiomycota; Agaricomycetes; Agaricales; Marasmiaceae. The coding region runs from base 476 to 1897 and encodes 473 amino acids.